Messenger RNA from Manis pentadactyla (Chinese pangolin), 4374 nucleotides. RefSeq names its product alpha-1,6-mannosylglycoprotein 6-beta-N-acetylglucosaminyltransferase B (gene MGAT5B). The coding region runs from base 127 to 2499 and encodes 790 amino acids. Gene Ontology annotation, molecular function: alpha-1,6-mannosylglycoprotein 6-beta-N-acetylglucosaminyltransferase activity. The record is from RefSeq and is a predicted model, not a curated record. The transcript has 17 exons. Gene Ontology annotation, cellular component: Golgi apparatus. Gene Ontology annotation, biological process: protein N-linked glycosylation. NCBI's taxonomy places the organism in Eukaryota, Metazoa, Chordata, Mammalia, Pholidota, Manidae.
GCGGCCCCGCCUCGCUCGGACGCGGCUACGGCCCGCAGCGGUUCGCCGCCGGGACGCGGGGGGCGCAGGGCCCCGGACGGUGCGUCCGGCCUCGCCCGCGACUCCUCGCCCGGACAAGUUUGAACAAUGAUCACAGUCAACCCUGAUGGGAAGAUAAUGGUCAGAAGAUGCCUGGUCACCCUGAGACCCUUUCGGCUUUUCAUCCUGGGCAUCGGCUUCUUCUCACUCUGCUUCCUGAUGACGUCUCUGGGAGGCCAGUUCUCUGCCCGGCGCCCCGGGGACUCCCCCUUCACCAUCCGCACAGAAGUGACAGGUGGCCUGGAGUCCCGCGGCAUCCUCCGUAAGAUGAGUGACCUGCUGGAGCUGAUGGUGAAGCGCAUGGACACACUGGCCAGACUGGAGAACAGCAGCGAGCCACACCGGGCUGCUGGCGACCGGCACUUUGCUGUGGACAGGUUUCCGCCUGGGGCCGGCCUCAUGGAGCGGAUCCAGGCCAUCGCCCAGAACGUCUCGGACAUCGCCGUGAAGGUGGACCAGAUUCUGCGCCACAGCCUGCUCCUGCACAGCAAGGUGUCUGAAGGCCGGCGGGACCAGUGUGAGGCACCCAGUGACCCCAAGUUCCCUGACUGCUCAGGGAAGGUGGAGUGGAUGCGAGCCCGCUGGACCUCUGACCCCUGCUACGCCUUCUUUGGGGUGGACGGCACCGAGUGUUCCUUCCUCGUCUACCUCAGUGAGGUCGAGUGGUUCUGCCCCCCGCUGCCCUGGAGGAACCAGACAGCCCGUCAGACGGCCCCCAAGCCCCUCCCCAAAGUCCAGGCGGUUUUCCGGAGCAACCUGUCCCACCUCCUGGAGCUGAUGGGCAGUGGGAAGGAAUCCCUAAUCUUCAUGAAGAGACGGACCAAGCGGCUCACAGCACAGUGGGUGCUGGCUGCCCAGCACCUGGCACGGAAGCUGGGCGGCAUCCAGAGGGACCAGAAGCAGAUCCUCGUCCACAUUGGCUUCCUGACGGAGGAGUCUGGGGACGUGUUCAGCCCGAGGGUGCUGAAGGGUGGGCCUCUAGGGGAGAUGGUGCAGUGGGCAGACAUCCUGGCCACCCUCUACGUCCUGGGCCACAGCCUGCGGAUCACAGUGUCCCUGAAGGAGCUGCAGAGUAACUUAGGGGUGCCGCCAGGCCGGGGGAACUGCCCGCUCACCAUGCCCCUGCCGUUCGACCUCAUCUACACCGACUACCACGGCCUGCAGCAGAUGAAGCAGCAUAUGGGGCUCUCCUUCAAGAAGUACCGGUGCCGAAUCCGGGUCAUUGACACCUUCGGGACAGAACCUGCAUACAACCACGAGGAGUACGCCACACUGCACGGCUACCGGACCAACUGGGGCUACUGGAACCUCAACCCCAAGCAGUUCAUGACCAUGUUCCCUCACACCCCGGACAACUCCUUCAUGGGCUUCGUGUCGGAGGAGCUGAACGAGACGGAGAGGCAGCUCAUCAAAGGUGGCAAGGCCGGCAACAUGGCUGUGGUGUAUGGCAAGGAGGCGAGCAUCUGGAAGGGAAAGGAGAAAUUCCUGGGCAUUCUGAACAAGUACAUGGAGAUCCACGGCACCGUGUACUACGAGAGCCGGCGGCCCCCCGAGGUCCCGGCCUUCGUGAAGAACCAUGGCCUCUUGCCACAGCCCGAGUUCCAGCAGCUGCUGCGCAAGGCCAAACUCUUCAUCGGGUUUGGCUUCCCCUACGAGGGCCCGGCCCCACUGGAGGCCAUCGCCAACGGCUGUGUCUUCCUGCAGUCCCGCUUCAGCCCGCCCCACAGCUCCCUCAACCACGAGUUCUUCCGAGGCAAGCCCACCUCCCGAGAGGUGUUCUCCCAGCACCCCUAUGCAGAGAGCUUCAUCGGCAAGCCCCAUGUGUGGACUGUCGACUACAACAACUCAGAGGAGUUUGAAGCAGCCAUCAAAGCUAUCCUGAGAACCCAGGUGGACCCCUACCUGCCCUACGAAUACACCUGUGAGGGGAUGCUGGAGAGAAUCCACGCCUACAUCCAGCACCAGGACUUCUGUGCAGCCGCAGGCCCUGCCCCGCCUGGGGCCCGAGCCCCACAGAGCCCCUUCAUCCUGGCCCCCAACGCCACCCACCUGGAGUGGGCCCGCAACACCAGCCUGGCCCCCGGCGCCUGGCCCCCGGCACGCUCCCUCCGGGCCUGGCUGGCCGCUACUGGGAGGGCCUGCACCGAUGCCUGCCUGGACCACGGGCUGAUUUGUGAGCCCUCCUUCUUCCCCAUCCUCAACAGCCAGGACGCCUUUCAGAAGCUGCAGGUGCCCUGUGACAGCACCGAGUCGGAGAUGAACCACCUGUACCCCGCCUUCGCGCAGCCGGGCCAGGAGUGCUUCCUGCAGAAGGAGCCUCUGCUCUUCAGCUGCGCCGGCUCCAGCACCAAGUACCGCCGGCUCUGCCCCUGCCGGGACUUCCGCAAGGGCCAGGUGGCCCUGUGCCAGGACUGUCUGUGAGGGCGCCCACCUGGCUGGCCCUCCCUGCUGUGGGAGAAGGCACCAGCAGAUUCCAAGCUCCAGCGGCCUGCCCUCUCCCCGAUGCCACCGAACCGGAGCGUCCUUCCUUGGCCAGGAAGUGGGUAGAGCAGACUUGUGCACAGGUCGGAGGAGGAAGGUGCUUCAUCCAAGUGCCGGAUGCCCACCCCAGGCAGCCUCCUCGUUCUUAUCCCUGGGGCUCAGGGCAGCACCAUGGCCAGCCAGCUGCGGGCUGGUCAGAGGGCCCCAGUGGCCCAGGAGCAGGUGGUCUGCAGCCCCCUUGCUGUGUGCCAGGCCAGUUCUGGACCAGAUCGAGAGAGGACCCUGCCUUCUGCAGCCCUGGGGCCUCUGGACGCAAGAGAGGGAGUGGAGCGAUGCUUCGCCAAUGGCCUGCUGAAGGGUCCAGGGAGUGGGCAGUGAUGCACGAGGGGGCGUGGUGGGCCCUGUCCCUCGGGAGUUGUUUGGAGUAGAGACAGAAGGGGUAGGGGGCCCUGCUCAUAGCUCCCCUCAGCCCCACCGCUCCUGCUUUCCCCAGCUCCCCCUCCCUUCUGCACUCGGGACCACAGGCAGGCGCAGGAACCACCUAGACUCUGGGUUCACCUGUUUUCCUCUCCUGCUUGAUCCAACUCUCUUCACUUUGGGCUUCUCCUGAAACCCACCUGGCAUGACUGCAAUUCCAGACCAUGGAUUUGUUUCCAAAGUCCCCAGCCCCAGCCCCAGCCUCUGAGGACAGGCUCUGGAACCCCCCCCCCCUCCCCCAGCAUCUCUGUAGACAAAGGCCUGGGAAGGCACUUCAGCCCCACCGGCCCAACUCCUGGCUGCCCAGACCGCCAGCCCCAGGCAGCCCCCACCCCGCCGAUGCUGUGUCUGCCUCCUUCCUCUAGCUUCAAACCACCCAUCUCUGUGCGGCAUGCCUGCCCCAGCCCAGGACACCCCUUCCCCUGACCCUGUGCUCAGCGCCUGCCUGUUACGCAGGCCAGGCCUUCAGAAACACUGCCACCCACCCCCGUUUUAUAAUCCCGCUCCUUCACUGGGAAACCCACCCCCACACCGAGGCCUGCCCAUCCACCUUCCCGGGAGGCAGGGCAGGGCCCUGAGGGCUGGGGAGGCGAACCAGCCUGCCAAGGGACAGGCACGAUGCCUCCCGUUGGGAGCCCUCUCCUGCCUGGGUGGCUGUGCAGCCACAGAAACUCAGUGGUCCCCAAGGACUGGACCUGUUGGGGAAAGCAAUAGAGACACUUUUCUCUCUUUUUUUAAAGAUUUAUUUCUUGAAAUAAAUAUUUUAUUGGGAUGUGAGGUGCAGAGGAGGGCCUGGGCUGCUUCUCAUCUUUUCCUGGGACACCCAGGGCCAGAGGCGUGAGGCGGUAUGAAUGCCCGGGACAGGCAUGCGUGCUUGGGGCCCUAGGCCUCCGCUCCAUGCUGUCCCUGGAGCACGUGGGGUGUGUGUGUGGUGGUGGGUGCUCUGCAGAGCUGGCGCGUGCUGUGCCAGGCUGCCCAGAGCGCAUCCCUGCACAUGCCAGAGAGCCGUGGGCCCCACCCAGCUGCCCCAGUGCUGUGGCUCCAGGGACCCUGCUUGACAGCUCUGUUCGCCUCAGGCUGGCCUCUGAUGGCUGUGGUGCUGGGAGAUCAGAGAACACAAAGAAUCUGAUGCAAACCUGAGCCAGACUGUGAUAAGACUAAAUAAAUUUUCCUGGGCGUUUUCUGUGCUGCAGACCCUGAGCUGAGAGUUUGACCCAUGACUUGCCACUUUAUGGGCUAGGCCACCCACCAGGUAGGUACUACCACAUGCCCAUUCUGUAGGUGAGAAAACGGGGGCACAGAGAGUUAAGUAACUUGCCCAGGGCCACACAGCUUGAG